GGGCCGACCAACUGUAGUCAAGUGUGUGUUUGUGUGUCGGUGUGUGUUCGUCUCAACGUAGCACGAAACGUGUCUCAUCUCAGCAAAGACACACACACUAACGUGAGACGUGCUGGAUAACGGUUUUUUUGCUAUUGAAAGUUUUGUUUUUGUCGCCUUAAGAUUGCUUCGAUGCUAUACUAUGUAUAUUAAAACAUUCCGCUUGUAAAACGCAAUAUUUAUUAGCCAAGAGCAGCCGACUUCGUUUCCACUGAAGAGUGUCCGCUUCUCCUCCCCUCGAUGAAGCGCUGCGAUGCCCUCUGAUUUUAUAUCCCUCCUUAGCUCGGAUAUCGACCUCAAUUCCCCCAAAUCUCUAUACUCUAAAGAGUCGGUAUAUGACCUCCUCCCCAAAGAGCUCCAGCUCCAGCCGUCGUCCGCCCAGACAGACCCACCCACCAUGAGCCAGAAGAGUGGGGGAGAGGCGGGACCUCCCCCCUCAGCCGCCGUGGCCUCAGAUGCCACCUCUUCCACCUCCAGCCCCUCUGCCUCUUCCUCCCUGGCCAUGGGAGUUCCAUCCUCUGGCCCCUCUACCUCAUCCUCAGACCACCUCAAGGUUGCCCAGCAUCUCCACUCCACUGGAGGGGAUGGAGCUGGAGCUUCAGAGAUGCAAGGUAUGGAGGGUGCUGUAUCUGCCCCCAGCAGAGGCAACAGUGGAGCAAACACCGCAGCAGGGGACAUAGGGUCAGGAGUGUUGUCAGGGCUAGGAGUCCAGCAGCCUCAGAACACCCCCUCUAAGCGAAGGCCUGUGUUGAGCAUAUCUCCACCACCUGAGGACCUGUUUGACGACAGCCAGAUGUCUUGCCAAGAGGAGCCUGCGGUAUCUGGUGCACCAGGGCCAGACUCGGAGCAUAGCAGCAGCAUGUGGGCUGAUGAUUCUGUCUCCAACUUCAGCUUGAUCAGUUCCAUCUCCUACAACGACAACACAGAGGUGCCGCGCAAGUCGAGAAAACGCACCCCUCGACAGCGGCCUGGUCCCAAACCUGCUCCUCCGGAGGACAGCAUGGAUGUGUUUGAUGCUGACAGCGCCAAGGCCCCUCACUUUGUCCUAUCCCAGCUGGGCACAGACAAGACCGGUCCCAUUUCCAGCUCUCUUGAGUCAGGGACUGCAGUUAAAGGGGGAUCACUGUCUGCUCAGUUUCCCCAGAGGAGUGAUGGGAAGGAGCUAAAGAUCCUUGUGCAGCCAGAGACCCAGCACAGAGCUCGAUAUCUGACCGAGGGUAGCAGAGGUUCUGUCAAAGAUCGCACGCAGCAGGGAUUCCCCACUGUCAAGUUGGAGGGUGUUAGUGAACCUGUUGUGCUGCAGGUGUUUGUAGCAAACGAUGCAGGCAGAGUGAAGCCUCACGGUUUCUACCAGGCCUGCAGAGUGACGGGACGCAACACCACCGCCUGCAAGGAGGUGGAAAUAGAGGGCACCAUUGUUAUUGAGAUUCCUCUGGAGCCCAGCAAUGACAUGACACUUUCGGUGGACUGUGUAGGUAUUUUGAAGCUGCGUAAUGCUGAUGUGGAGGCCCGUAUUGGAGUGGCAGGAUCCAAGAAGAAGAGCACACGUGCCAGAUUGGCCUUCAGAGUUAAUAUCCCUCAGCCUGAUGGAUCAGUUCUUACUUUACAGGUCCCCUCAUCGCCCAUCCUCUGCACCCAGCCAGCAGGAGUGCCAGAGAUCCUGAAAAAGAGUCUUCACAGCUGCUCUGUUAGAGGAGGAGAGGAGGUUUUUAUAAUUGGAAAGAACUUCCUCAAAGGAACCAAAGUUGUUUUCCAAGAGAACAUUGCAGACGAUAAUUCCUGGCAAGCUGAGGCAGAGAUCGACAUGGACCUUUUUCAUCAGAAUCAUUUGAUUGUGGAAGUCCCUCCGUUCCACAACCAGUCAAUCACGUCUCCUGUUUCUGUGGGAAUCUUUGUGAUGACCAAUGCUGGUAGAUCACAUGAGGCUCAGCCUUUCACCUACACUCCAGAGUCAGCCACAGCUGAUAACUCAAACGUCCGGACAGUAAAAACAGAGAGUCCUUCACUGGUCACAACCUGUAUAUUUGACGGCCAGAUCAAAUCUAUGUCGUCUGAGCGAACUGACUGCACUGGCCAACCUUCAAAACGGGAGGACACGCCAAUGGAGGUGUCUAGCAAUCCACCACCUACAGAUAUCUUCAAACCACCCCCUGACCCUCUCAUCUCAGUGCAGCAGACCCUGGAGCUCAGCUCUAGUCCUCAUCAAGGUGGAGAGUCCUUUCAGAGCCCGAUGCCCCUGCAACCUGAAGAUGUGGAGCUUCCCCAGGCACCUCCUGUCUUCCCUAGCUUGGAGUCUCUCAGCACCAUACAAAAGCAAGACAUUGCCCCCCCGACCUCCUUCCCAGUAUCAGGAGACACCACAAUCCCUCCUGUGACACCAGAAGUCCCACAGCAGUUCCUCAGAGACCCUCAGGAAAGCUUGCCAACUGAAAGUUCGAAUAAUGGCGGCGGGGUUGUGGUUGUAGCCAUGCCACAGAUAGCUGCUCCCUCUCAAACACAGCCACAACAGUCACAGGUUCCCCUCUUUCCCCAGGAAGGGGUGGCCCAGCUAGAGAGGGCAGUAAGGGAGCUCCAGGCUGGAGGUAACACCACACUCCAGCAGGUGUUGGAGGCAGCUGUGGCCCAGCAGCAGCUGAACUCUGUGUUGUAUAGCCCCACACCCUCUGCAGAGUCCCUUCAGCAGCAUGUCCAGGAGAACAUGAACAGCCUCAGACUGGGAACGACAGAGAAUUCUCUAUCAGCACAGCAGCAGCUACAGAUACAACAACAACAACAGCAAAUACAACAACAGCAGCAACAACAACAAAUACAGCAGCAGUUUCAACAACAUCAGCAACUGCAGCAACAACAGCAAAUCCUUGGAAACCUUCAGCAUCAACAGCAGCAGCAGGUCCUCAACAACAUGCAGAUCCAACAACAACUUAUAUUACAGCCACAAGACCAACAGCAAAUCAUGGAGAAUAUUCAACAGCAGCAACAACAGCUUAAUAAUAUUCAGCUUCAGGAUCAGCAACAGCAAAAUCAAAUUCUUACCAAUUUACAGCAACAUCAACUACAGCAGCAGCAACAACAGCAGCAGCAAAAUCAAGCACUAAGCAACCUGCAGCAGCAGCAACAACUGCAAGAGCAGCAGGUCUUGGAGAAUUUACAGCAGCAUCUUCAGGCUGAGUUGCUCCAGCCUCAGAUCCACUCCUCCCCACAAGUACAGCAGCCAGUCUCCCUCCUUCAACAGGCUGGAGAACUUCUUACCAUCCAGACCAGCUUCCCAACACAACCUCCGUCUCACACUUCUCCCCCACAGCAACUCUUCCAGUCGCCCAGGCCGCUGGCUGACACCCAGGGCUCCCAGCAGCAGGUCCAGGCUGCCCUGCUCCAAAACACACUGACUGUUCUCACUGGUUGCAGUCUCAGCUCAGAGCAACAGUCCACAGGGUCAACUUUAUACCUGUCCCCAAAUCCUCAGCCCCAGCAACAGCAGCAACAGCAGCUGGCAUUCAUUUCCUCCAUGGAAACGUCUACCAGUCAGCCUCAGUCUGUCUCAAUGUUUCAGAAUCAACCCCAAGCUCAGCUUUCCCAAAUGCAGCAACAGAGCACUCCCAUGGAGCAGCAGCAGUCUCCACAGCAGAACCAACAGCAGCCACCACAGCUUCCGAUGGGACAGCAAGGCUCCUUAUUCCAAAGUAUCCCAAACCACUCACAGCCCAACCCUGUUCCCCAGAGCCAACUCUCACAGCCCCAACAAGCAAGCCUGCUUCUCUGUACCACUGAUCUUAACCCCCAAGCUAUUCCCCCGACUAUUCUCUUCAGCACACAGUCCCAGGGCCCUUCCCCAAUGGGGAGCAUAAGUGUUGGAAUCCCUCAGCAAGACUCAGCCGAGCCCAUGUCCUUCCAAGACCAGAGCUCUUCAGGCAGCAACACAGCAUCCACUGAGAACCAACAGCAGAGCCUUUUCCAGGAGCAGCAGCCAAUGCAAGUGGGCCCGAGCCCGAGCCGCGUCCCAAACAGUCAACCUGUGGAGCUGUUUUUACCACAGCCAUCUCUGUCCAGCCUGCAGACCACUAUUGGCUCCCAGGAGCUCAACAACCAGGCUCCAGCCCCUGGCACAACCAUCUUUGUGGUGCAGGGCGGUGUGGGUGUGGUAGGCAACCCUGGCCAGCAGCCUCCAGAGCAGCUUUUCCAGACAACCGUGGGUGGCAGUGUGGCUCCACAGGGACAGGCCAACCUGUUUGUUUUUGGCAUCCAGAAUGACUCAUCCCAGCUGCUCAGUUCUUCCGGAGCCACCCUGCCACCCCAGAGCCAGGCCCAGAACUCCAGUCACAUGCAGCCUCUGUUGGAUCAGCCCAUGGCCCAAGCCGCCUCCUCGAUGCCAGCAGCCAUGCACAGCAAUUUGCAGAACACCCUCCAGGCACAAAUGCAGUCCAGCUUAGAGAACGCCAUGCAGACAAACACACAAACAGCUCUGCAGUCCAGCUUACAGGCAACCAUAGAAUCAAGCCUGGCGACUCCGAUGCAGACCAGUCUACAGACACAGAUACAGAGCAGCUUACAGAAUCAGUUGCAGGCAUCUAUGUCUGCAUCGUCCAACAUGGAUAAAAUUGAGGACCUACUGGAAACCCUGCAGAAGCAGUGAUACAUGCUUGGACCACGUGGGCACUAAGGAGAGUGAGUGAUAUGUAGCUGAGAGUUGUCUAUCCUAAAAUAAACAAACAGAAUGGCGGUGCAAGUUUUGUGCUAGUGCCACAAAACGUAGACAAUUUUAAAUAUUUAAGAAUUUAAAUGCCCCUUUUACUGAAAACCCAAAUUAAGACCUCGUGUAUCUUUGUUUUUAUGAAAUAUUAAUCAUGAAUUAUAGCCUCCGUCCCUCUGUUGUUCUUGAAUUGAUGAAUCCGCCUUCGUUAUUACCCCUCUUGCAGGAUCAGAGAGGCCUGUAAUAACUGCUUUAUCCAUCAGUCUCAAAAAUGCAGUGUUUUGUUGUCAGAGUGUUUUCAUAAUGUGAGCCUAAGAGAUGGUGGUGAUGAUUUCAAAACCUGCCAGGUUUGGUGGCAAAACUGGAAAGGGAUAAAGAAUGUCAGCAGCAGGGAAACAGGAAUAGUAACGUGGUGGUGAGUAGUCUGUAAGAGCAGGCAGCCCGUUAUGGAGUGAAUAUCAGAUUGCACAUAAGUGUCAGAUAAAGGCUGAAUCUCAUUUUGUGAGUGUGUAAACUCUGAGCCUUCCCUUCACUCUGAGAAGCGGAGGCUGCGAGUUGUAUUUUUUUUUUCUUUUCGUCAAGUGAAGCGGCAGUUAAAACGGCAUAAAAACAGAUCACGUUACAACCACUUGAUUUAAACUUCUUUUGACGUGAACAGCACAAGCAUUUUUGCGAUUAAUCAAACCUUGUGUUUGCAUGUCAACAACUUGAGUAAGAUCUACUCUAAGAGUACAGAUUAUUAGAUGGCAGAAUUCUUUCUAGAAUAGUGUAUUAAUGUUUUGUAGUACAGUAUUUGCUGGCGUGGCUGGAGUGGGAGGACAGUUAAAUAUUGCUAUCAGCUCCACUUUGAAUGAAAUUAACUUGCUCAUCGAGACAUUCUGUUUCUCCUGUUAUCAUUUAGAAAGAGGAGGGGAUAAGACACACUUGCAAAUGAGAUUCAACCUGGUGAAUAAUGUGACUUGGCCUUUGUUUUUGGCACCUCCCAGUGUUUUCAUGUCUUCACUGGGUUUGCAGGAGCUUUUUUGGUGAAAUUAUAAAUUGCAUUCGACUAUGUAGUGUGUGUAUUUUAAUUUUUUUGCAUUGAAGAACUAGGUAACCAUUCAUUGUGGAUCGAAAGAAGCUUUCCACUAGUGAAAACGGAGUGUUGUGUGGUUUUAUAAACAUUUUAUCUCAAGCACUUUAUAACCUCUUUUGUGUAACCUGCUAAUCCUUAUAUCCGUCCACAGCUCUCUACUGACCUAGCUGAAUUUGUACUCAGAAACGUCCAGUUAAAAAAAAACAAGAGAAACAAAAGAAAAAAAACAGCAGUCGUCUUUGUACGAGUAAAUACAUCUUAACCGAGCAUUUUUACAUUUUCUCAUGUCAGAAUAUUUUUGAGGUGUAGACAACUUUGUAUAGAAUGUCAGCUCACUGUUGAAUCCCUCUUUGUAUUCAGUCUCUGUGGUCCAGUCGAGUCUGUCCAAAAACAGCCAUUCUCACUAAAGCGUUGUCAUUUUUCUGUAUCUUACUGGUUAGUCGGCCUUUUGACAAAACACCUGAAAUACUGAUUCAUUCAGUCUGUGUCAUGAAAUGAAGGAUUUUCAUCGGUUUUCUCUUCGUACCAACUCAUGUUCAGUCUGUCACUUGGGACUGUUCUGCGUUGUCUCGUGUUAGUCGUUAAGUUUAUUGUUGGUAGCGUGUGCAGGUUGGCGCCGCGUGAAGUUGGCAUCCGGUUACCUGUCCCUUGUGUUGUGAACAAGGGCUGGCUGGUUAAAUCUGUUACAUAGAGGCCGCCAUUUCGAUUUUGUCUACGGUGCUAUGUACAGGGGUGACGGGCACUUCUGCUGUGAUGUUAGUACAGUUUCUUCUAUCAAUAGCACUGGUGUUAGGUGUUGGUUGUGAAGCAAAGCGGAGUCUGCAGAGCUGGCUGCUGUUGCGGGGUCCGACUGGAGUGCACCCAGGCAUACCAAAGUUCCUGUUGUGAAUCGUUGCCAUUUUGUCUCAUCGUUGUCCUUGCAAACGCCCUCAUAAUGUUUACUCAUUUGUACUUGGUCGUUUAAAUUAUGCAGCUCUCACAUGGAUAGCAAUUCAGCGUGUUUUACAAGAUUUAUAAAAGAUAUGUAAAAGGUACUUUGUUUCAUGGAUCAGCUUAUCCGUCACUGACAUUUCCACCGAUUUGAUACUUUCUAUUUGUCAUUACUCUAUUUUUUGAUGCAGAAUGACACUGCUGUACUUUCCAUAUCCAACAGUAGCCAAUUUGUCAUGAUCAGAAAGCCAAUUUUUGGAGAAUAAUUCAACGUGUUAGACUAGCAUCGCUCGCGUUUGUUUACAUUUUCAUAGGCAUACUCUUUUUGUCCUGCAGCUGUUAGUGAUCCAUUUUAAAGUAACUUAUCUUUUCUAGAAUUUUGUAUCCAUGUAUCAAAAUGUAGAGUAUUUUUGUAAAAAAACAAACAACUUUUUGGUUUAUGCUCAUAUAGCACAGAAUAUCAUUGCUGGUGUGUUUUCCUGAAAUGAAGCGCAGGUUUAUUGUGAAGUGUGUGACUGAAAUUAGAAAUUAAGCGGACAUCACGCGAAUAUGUUAGAACUUCAUUCUACUGUUAUGAUACUGAAUUUACCCAAACUGUAGAACAUAAUACGUGGGCUAGGUUUCUUGUGUAUGUGUUUUUUUUACUUGUUUUUUAUGUCAUGCAUCUCAAAUGGCACUUUGACUCAUCCAUUAACUGUAGAUCAGGUUAGAGUGCAGUAGUGGCGUUUCCAAGCAUUCCAUUCCUCUUGGUUAGGGGAGUUUAAGAGCACAUUGGUGUUGUGGAAGAAGUGCGGAACAGUUAUGCCUCCUAAAGCCAUACCAACACAGAAAGCCAACCUGUGACUUCAGUUUCAUGAAUGUAAAUUUUACCUCAUGGUGUGGACACGGAGCUUGCUCUACAUCUAACAUCGGACCAAUUACAGUUUUAGACAACUUCUAUUUUGAGGCAGAGGGGAUGGGUGGGGUGGCACCAGCUGUCAUUUGUGUCGCCGCGCGUUUGUCCAAAUUGUUUUGUCUCGGAUUGUGGUGUAAUUUCACGUUUUCGCGUCCAGCCCUGUCAUUUGGAGCAAUCCAGGAGGCUCAGUCUGACUCUUGGAACCGGCACGCCCACCUGAAAAACCCAUGUUAAACAUUGAUGUGAUGGUGGUGAAGAGAGCACACAAAUCUUUGCAUAAUAUCUUUUUUUUUUUUCCUUUUUUUUUGUCCUUCAGUCAUGUAAAUUAAUAUCCAUGUAUAUUUAAAUGUGAAAUAUACUGCAGGGGUAUCUUGAAUUUCAAUUGUGAUGCUUUCAACAGAACUUUGUGUGCCUUGAUAACUUAACCGUUGCUCUGCUGUGUUUACUGGUGUCCCUUUUGUGCUCCUUGUCCUUUUCUUUCUCUAGGACUGUUUUAACAUGAGGACACUUUUCAGUCAUUUGAUUUCUCAACACAAGCAUAACCAUAGCCCAUACUAAUAUAUUUUAGUGUUAACAGUUUCUCAAUCCAUUGCAAGAUAUCGGAGUGAUUACUCUCAACGUAAUAUUGUGCAGCUUCACCAGUGAAUUGUCACCUUGUUUGUUGUUUUCUAUUGAAAAUGUUUUUGUUUUCAUGCCUCAUGAGAUUUGUACAUGUGAGGUAAAAGGGACACGACAGUGGAGAUUGUUUUAUGGAGAACUUUCUUGUGUUGAUGUGCUUGUCAACAUUACUAUUGUUGCUGUGAAGUGCUUGAUCAAAAGGGGCAGCCAUGAUAAAUUAACUGUUAAUUGCCAAUAGUGUGAGCUGUAUCUUGUGUGUAAUCAGUUUGCUCACUUUUCCUAGUUCGCUUUCUAUUUCACAUUCUCCAACAGUUCUGUUGUAUCCGUUCUGUGUAGCUUGAGCUUUAGUAGCCUUAAGACCCUGCAGUAGGGAUAAAGGUCAACCCCAGCGUGUUAUCAUACAUAUGAACUAUUAUUAACAUGUACUUUGCCUUUGUCUGGACAUUUGUAUACUCUUCUGUUUAUAUCUGUAAUCCUGCUGCUACAUUAAAUGAAUUAAUAAAAAUGUAAAUGUC
Molecule: messenger RNA, 8759 nt
Organism: Acanthochromis polyacanthus (spiny chromis)
Lineage: Eukaryota; Metazoa; Chordata; Actinopteri; Pomacentridae
Gene: nfat5a
Product: nuclear factor of activated T cells 5a
Exons: 12
Coding region: 293-4669 (1458 amino acids)
Biological process (GO): regulation of transcription by RNA polymerase II; calcineurin-NFAT signaling cascade; cytokine production
Cellular component (GO): transcription regulator complex
Molecular function (GO): RNA polymerase II cis-regulatory region sequence-specific DNA binding; transcription factor binding; DNA-binding transcription factor activity, RNA polymerase II-specific
Source: RefSeq, a predicted model, not a curated record